AUGCCUUCAGGGGCAGGAGAACCUGCCCGGGUGCAGUGCCAGGGGCUCGCUCGGCUGGUUUUGCAGGUUAAACCCUGCGCGAGAUGGGGCAGGGACACCCAGUCCUUUGUCACUCAGAUGUACCUGAGCACCAGUUGCACUGCCUGGAAGGAAACACGUUGUCUCGGGGUGGCACAGGAGCGCUGGGGCAUUGAUGGGCAGAGGACAUGCACAAGCCUUCAGCGGGAGAGUGCUGUGGGGGGAAUAUCCAGCUCUACCAAGGAAUCUCUGUUUUCACGAAAUACAACACUGAUUUCACCAGUAAUCAUUUCACAGAUGACUGAUGAGAAUAAACCCAAAGAAAAUCAGCCUACUUUGCCUAUGCAGCCCCUGAUCCCCCAGCCCAGUGCUUAUCACACGAAGCAAUCUUUGGCUAACCAUGGGCCAGUCAACGUUCACAGAGCACUUUUGGUACUUCCCAGCAGAUUAGAGAUUCAGGUAUCUUUACAAGACACCAUGGCACCACUGGACUCUGCUAUCAAGGAGGAAAAACGGUGUCCAAGCCAGCAGAAAGGCUUUGCCUCCAUAACUGUUACAGCCAGGCGUGUUGCUGUGCACUCUGGUGACCCAGCCUGUGGCCCUGGGGCUGUGCAAGAGCCCAGCAUCAUGUCCACCACCUCCAGCAAAGUCUCUGUUGCCUUCCGUCGCUGGCAUCCACCAGCUCACACAAAGCAACAUACCUCUCCAUUAAAGACUUCUGCAUCUUGCUCAAAACUAGCUGAAGAGCCACGAAAGCAGCUUUUUGACCCUGGAAUCAAGGAGAAUGGUGUUGGCCUCCAGAGCAGUGAUGGGAGGGAGAAAGCACCACCUUCCUUCAUCUCACGUGUCCACUUCCAGGUUUCUCAGCGGUGCCCAAAGAGCAUCUAUUAUUUAGACAAGUCACUCAAUGUGUGCAUUGCUCAACCUCGAAUUAAAUGCCAAAAGAUGUAUAGAUCCACGUUGUCCUUCCCUCUAAAGUGCAGUUUUCCUAGAUUAACAGCAGAUGGAGUAGAUGGCAUAGCUAAUGGAAAGCCCAUCGAGGACAUAGCUCAAAGCAAGCUCCUAGGAGCAAGCAAGACUCCACUCAGGUCACACUUGAGUGCAGACUUCCCACAAAAUAGGGUAAUUAAUAAAAGGGGAGCAAAGGAAGGCUAUUUGGGUGGUAAAUACCCUUUGCCAAGUGUCUUUAUCUCAGAACUUCCAGCGCUUGUGGAUGUACCCAGAGGACCUAAUACCAUAGUAGCAACAAAGAGAGAAGAUGAUGAGCAGUCUGGCCGCUAUCACACUGUGCUUGCUCUCCAGCUUCCUAAGUCAAGUGAUGAGGCAG
Molecule: messenger RNA, 1345 nt
Organism: Acanthisitta chloris (rifleman)
Lineage: Eukaryota; Metazoa; Chordata; Aves; Passeriformes; Acanthisittidae
Product: centrosomal protein C10orf90-like
Exons: 3
Source: RefSeq, a predicted model, not a curated record